Molecule: messenger RNA, 2679 nt
Organism: Dujonia railenensis
Lineage: Eukaryota; Fungi; Ascomycota; Pichiomycetes; Serinales; Debaryomycetaceae
Source: the annotation of a GenBank genome assembly
AUGAUUUCUGACUCUGACUCCACUGGAUCCAGAACUUCUACCGAGUCUGAAGUACCUGGAUUGCUGCAAACCGAUGAAUCUCAAAUGCACAAGCCCAAGAUUGACCUUAGCAAAGAAAUUGCAACUCCUCAACCUGGUGCUAUUCCUAGAACAAUAGGAAUGCCACCAUUGGAAUCAUUGAACUUACUGUUGAACCAACCUCGUGCUAACAUGCCCCCAAACCUGCCAGACUACACUGAAGAAGACUUCUUUGCUAAAUUUUCGGCCGAAAAGGCAAAGUCAAUUCUGCCUACUGAUAAACAUACUUCUUCUUCUUCUAUUAGUGGAAGCGGAAAUACCGUCCCGGUCUGGAGUAUUCUUCCUCUGUAUCACAUGUACACAUCCACCAUUAGCAAAAGUUUAGAUCUUAAUGACGACAACAAUGUAUUUGAACCGCCAACUUAUGAUGAUAUUUCAACUAUAAGUUCUUCGCAUACCCUUUCUAACCCAAAUAAUUCCUCAGAUAGCAGACAAAACUCCACUUCAAAUAUCAAUUCAAGAAGCAGCGUAUCUUCAGAAAGCUCGGACUUCAUUGUUGCAGACGAAAGCACUGGACAAUGGCAAGAAACUAUACUAGAUAAUGUUCAUAAAUUGAAAAGGUUGACUGACUGUGAAGAUAAUUCAUACGCUAAGAACUUGAAGAUUGAAAUGUUUUUCACUGAAGAUGUCGGACGAGUAGGUGUGAAACCAAACUUCGUCGAUGUCCUGAAAUAUGAAUAUAAGCAAGGGGAUUUAAUCAAUGGAUAUGUCAUGGUUGAGAAUCUCUCUGACAAACCAAUCCCAUUUGAUAUGUUCUAUGUCUUGUUUGAAGGCAAUUUCUCAGUGCAAUCUAACUUUCAGUUGGGUUCAAUUGGUGAACCGAAAGUUGUUUCUAAAAAAUUCCUUGAAAUGUUCGACUUCAGUGCAUCUUGGAAUUAUGCUCAUAUAAACAGAUUGGUGACAGAGUUCACUAACCCGCACACGUGUCCAGAUGGUAUCGACCACUUGGAUAAUACAAGACAGGCCUUUGGAUCAGAAAGGUUGAUUCAACCUAAUAGGAAAUACAAGAGAUUCUUUACAUUUCAAAUUCCCAACAACUUGUUGGAUUCAACUUGUGAUCAUAGCUUAUCUAUGCACACUGCACUCCCGCCUACCAUAGGUACACCAAGGAGUGUAAGUGCCAACCUGAAGUCUAAAGUGAACCAAAGCUCUAAAGUGAAGGAUUUUUCAUUUAUUGAUACAAACAUUAGCUACAGUGUUGAUGCAAGAUUUAUCGGAAAAGCUUCAAUGUACGGAGAGAAUAAAGUAAACCUCCUGAAGAGAUCAAAUUCAAAGAUCAUCAACACUAGCGGAGAUGAAUUCUUAAUACUUAAGGACACUCAACGCCUAGUGAGAAUUGUUCAAGAAAAUGAGAAGAUUGGCAUUAAUGAGAGAAUUGAUAAGUUUAGAUAUGAUAAAUUAUUAUUGGAUAACUUCAUGGCAAGGGUUGAUGAACGUCUUGAGUAUGCGGAAGAGAUGCUAGCAGCACUUUCUGAUUCAGGAACUAAUAGUACCGUUAGCCCAAUACCUUCAAAUAAUUCAUCUACAUUUCUCAGCACAAUUAUGUCUCCUGGAAGUGUACAUUCGAGUACUAGCAGUGCCUUAUCAUUAUCUGCUCAUUUUAAUUCAGGAUCAAUAAGUCUGAUGUCACACAGUAAUUCUAUAUCACAAACAAUUGCAGAUGAGCUUACUAAGUGUCGUCAGCUUUACAAACCAAAGGGCAGUAGCUGUUCGAAGAGGAUUGGUAAAGAUGGUGUAUUGUAUGAAGAGUUGGACUUUUACAAGAUGUAUUUUCCAUUCCAGAAGAAAUCGAUUACUGGUGCAUCAAAAUUUUUGGGAACUGUGAUCUUAAAUACUCCUAGAAUCCCAUACGUUGUUAAGUAUAUUCAACCUCUUGAAUUCUGCCAGUCAGAGGUGGAUAGCAGCCUGUUGAAAUUUCAAGUUCCGAUCAAUCUAGAAUAUGUGCUCCUGGAAUCUAAUCCUGACAUGAAGAAUAAAGUGCCAGAGAUAAAGAAAGUGUCAGUAGAAUUGAUUGCAGAAACUAUCAAGUCCGAUGAAUUCCCAUUACCAUUUGAGAUCAAUCACGAUAUGUUGUUUGAAAACAACAAAUUGUAUACCAAGACCCAUAAGCUGGCUUAUGAGUAUGAUACUGAUUACUUCGAUCAAAUGGUAGUUAAGCCAACAAAAAGAAAGGUUAGUAGAUUGAAAACUCUAGCAAAGGAACUUGGACCAGACGUAUUCCGCAUGGAAGCUAAAUUAGCAUCAGACAUUAAAAGUAUAUGUAACUUAAAGACUAAGAGGAUUAUCAUGACAAUUGAACAGGUCACAUGUGACAAUGGAGCUUCUCUCGAUCUGGUUUGCAAGCAGCCCUGGGCCAUUGAAGAAAAGGCAAAGAAUAUCACUCCUACAACUUAUACCAAGAGGUUGAACUUAGACAUUGACUUAUCUCAAGCAAAAAUGAAGACCGGCGAUAGCCAACACGGUCAUCCUUAUGAUAACUUUUGCUUGAUUCCAAGUUUCCAAAUGUGUUACAUGGCAAGAGUUUACUACUUGAAGAUAGUUAUUACACUCCUGAAAGGUGAAUCCCUUCUUGUGCAUAUACCAGUUGAAGUUACGAAAUAG